ACCGCUCAAAAUAUCGGCUUUUUUCACUCUCUUGUUCUUGCGUGACCUUGUGUCAUUCGUUCCUGAACGCAUGUUGUGUACCUUCAGUUUUACUGAGUGAACCUGGAAAAUGUGGAUAAACCAAAUUGUGUACACAUACCAUUACAUGUGUUUAGAACUGGAUUGAUUUGACAGCGCUUAUUAAAAUGGAUGCAACCCUGUGUUAAGCAUAAAUCACCUGUUUUAGGAUAAAUGACAUAACCAUAACAAAAAUUUUUUUUUCUAAUUUCUCAAAAUAAGGGACGUAGUUUUAUAAAUUGCGAUGUCCGCUUAUAAAUAUAAUGAAUUGAUUAAGCUUGGUACUCAAUAUGCACGACGGAUGGACUAUCUCUCCAACCGUAUAUUCGGGGAAGUGGCACGUACGACCAAUGAAAAAUCUAUGAAGGUCGUACGUAUGUUCGCUGAAGAGCCAGUACACAAGCGCGAUUCAUUGAAUAACUGGUAUCCCCGACACGUUGAAACGCACGUACUUAUGAAGAACUUACGGGCUUAUGGUUUGUACCGGGAUGAGCAUGAAGAUUUCAAGGAAGAAAUGAAGCGAAUGCGGCGAUUGCGUGGCAAGGCCGCGCCGAAGAAGGGAGAAGGCAAGCGCGCUUCCAAAAAAUAGUUGUGCACUGCUAAAAAUAAAGAUAAGUUAUGUACUAUAUGUUAAAAA
Molecule: messenger RNA, 694 nt
Organism: Rhagoletis pomonella (apple maggot)
Lineage: Eukaryota; Metazoa; Arthropoda; Insecta; Diptera; Tephritidae
Gene: mRpS33
Product: 28S ribosomal protein S33, mitochondrial
Exons: 1
Coding region: 302-646 (114 amino acids)
Cellular component (GO): mitochondrion
Source: RefSeq, a predicted model, not a curated record